Messenger RNA from Myripristis murdjan (pinecone soldierfish), 5894 nucleotides. It is a transcript of the gene znf148, whose product is annotated as zinc finger protein 148. The coding region runs from base 207 to 2675 and encodes 822 amino acids. Gene Ontology annotation, biological process: regulation of transcription by RNA polymerase II. Gene Ontology annotation, molecular function: RNA polymerase II cis-regulatory region sequence-specific DNA binding; DNA-binding transcription factor activity, RNA polymerase II-specific. Lineage: Eukaryota; Metazoa; Chordata; Actinopteri; Holocentriformes; Holocentridae. The transcript has 7 exons. The record is from RefSeq and is a predicted model, not a curated record.
GUAGGCGGAGUGUCUGCCGCUGGCCACUAGAUGGCGACAGAUGGAGUUAUUUUUCUUGCCAUGGCUCAUGAUCAGACGUGAUGUUGUGUUUGAGUAUUCCGCACAUCAUCCUCAUUAGCCUGCACAGUCCUGCAUAACAACCAUGACAAGUAAACGGAUUUAACUGUUGCGACGCAGAGCAGACUCAAGCACCGGUCUAAAUAAAGAUGAACAUUGAUGACAAGCUGGAGGGCAUGCUGCUGAAGUGCAGCAGUGGAGGAGUGGAGGGAGGGGCGAGGGUCGGCCUGGGCAGCAGAGGGGGCCUGGUGGUGAUGACCCUGGGCGAACGGUCGCUGGCCAACCACCCUCUGCUGGCCGAAGACGACGACGAUGAAGACGAGGACGAGGACUUGACCGGGAGCUCGCUGGUCACGCACGACCUGGUUCCUCCGGAGCAGCUGAUGAUGCAGGAGGAGAUGGUGAAGAACGACGGAGGAGGAGGAGGAGAGGGAGGAGGAGGAGGUGGAGGAGAGGGGGGAGUGCACUUCCCCCUGAAACUCUCCAACAAGUUGCCCUGCUCGCUUCAUAUGCCGCUGAGCAUCAAGCAGGAGCUGAAGCUGUCCGAGCCGCUGAUCCCCAUGAAGAAGGACAAGAAACAAGCGAAAGACCUGAUGGUGUGUCCCAAGAAGAAGAAGAGGAAGCAGCGCUCUCCAGCUAAGGUGCAAAUUCUCACUAUCAAUGAAGAUGGAUCUUUGGGCCUCCAAAACCCAAAGUGUCACGUGUGUGUUCACUGUAACGCUGCCUUCCGAACCAACUACCAUCUACAGAGGCAUGUCUUCAUCCACACCGGUGAGAAGCCCUUUCAGUGCAGCCAGUGUGAUAUGCGCUUUAUUCAGAAAUAUCUGCUCCAGAGACAUGAGAAGAUCCACACAGGUGAGAAGCCCUUUCGCUGUGACGAGUGCGGCAUGCGGUUCAUCCAGAAGUAUCACAUGGAGAGACACAAGAGGACCCACAGUGGAGAAAAGCCUUACCAGUGUGACUACUGUCACCAGUACUUCUCCAGAACAGACCGGGUUUUAAAGCACAGGCGGAUGUGUCACGAGAACAGAGAGAGAAAGUCCAACAAGGCAGCUGGGAAAGCCGGACCUUUACGUGAAACUGACUCCCUGGGCCUCUCCCUUCUUCCCAAGGAGUGUUCGCUGCCGAAGAAAAAGCGCCAGAAGUGUGCGGACAAGCUGCAGAGCUCAGCUGCCUCCACUGCCACCCAAAUGGAGGGGCACGCUGUCGCCGCCUUGGGAACGGAGGAGAAAGAGGAGCAAAGACAGAGCAAAAUUGAAUGUCUACCUCUUUACGCUGUUUCCUCCAAAGUCAAACACGAGUAUGUGAUCGCAGACUACGCCGUCGAACUUCCUGAAGAGUCAGCCAGCCACCACCAAGAGGGAGAGACGUCAUCUGAAGAAGUUCCUCCUCCUAAACUGGUCCUGAAGAAGGUUCCCAAGAGGAACCUCAAGCAGUCCAGUGAACAACCUCCUGCCAGCCUGUCCCCUUUGUCUUCCUUUGAGGAAAACAGCAAGGUCACGCGGUACACCUUUGAGAUUGUGGACAAGCAAGGCCUUCUAGACGUAGAGAGCAACACUGAACUUGAGCCGGUUGAAAAUCUCCAAGGAGGACCAACGAAGCCGGCGGCCAGCAGCACAAACUACGAUGAUGCCAUGCAGUUCCUCAAGAAAAAACGUUACCUGCAGGCCGCUAUGGCCAACAACAAUCGGGAUUACACCCUCAAUGCGAGCAGCAUCUCUUCUCAGCCGUCUGUUACUCAAACUGUGGUGUCGACCGUCAUCGAUGAGACUGUCCCCGCCACCAUCCUGGAGCCGCAGCCCAUCAACACUGAGAUUAAGGCAACCCACGACAAGAACGUGUUGCCGGAUGAGGUUCUCCAGACGUUGCUGGACCACUACUCCAACAAAACAAAUGGGCAGUCGGACAUCUCCUUCAGCGUUGCAGACACAGAGGUGACGUCGAGCAUAUCCAUCAACUCCUCCGAUGUUUCAGACAGCAGCCCUGUGGAGAGCCUGGGAGCCUCCAGCGCCCAGACUCAGCCAGCUACCGAGAAGGUCAGCCUCUUGCAGGAGUACUCCAAGUUCCUCCAACAAGCCCUGGAGAGGACGAGCCAGAACGACAGCUACCUGAGCAGCCAGAGCCUCAGCUUGGUCUCCGAGAACCCCACCCUUGCCGGGCAACCUCUGUUCUCCAACGAGAAACAGUUCCCUUCCCCCAGCAGGUUCAAAUCAGGGAUGAGCUCUCCGUUAAGGUCCACUUUAGAGAAACCUCACUUUGGAUUGCUUGUGGGCGACUCCCAGCACUCGUUUUCGUUUUCAGGUGAUGAGACCACGCCUCCCUCCGCGGUGUCCCCGGCUGAGGAGGACUUUCUGGAAGAGGUCUCGCCCUCCAAAAAGUCAGACUCCUCACAGGGGAUGCUGCAGACUUUUCAAAUCAGCACCUUCGACCACAACUUCAGAUCUCAUUUCCAGACGUCGAGGUCAGGAGCCUCGUCGCAGUUCACGAUUGCCAAUGGACAAGUCAGCCUUCGAGGACACAGCACAGACUUCUCAGAGUUCCCCUUAGUUACAGUCACUGAGACCAGGUCUCAACUCAACUCCUCCCCCGAUGUUUCAUCCAGUGAAACCUUCGGCUGAGGGGAAAAGGAUUCACACCUGUAAUCAUUUCAGUGGCACUUUAUAUCCCAUGUCUUCUGUUCUGCCAAAAUACGUCCCGUUGCAAAUGUGUGCUCUUGCUCAAAGCGCUGUGCUAGAAAAGCAAUUACUUUUAUUAUGUUUUUCUGCUAAGUUUAACUUUACAGAAUGGGAAAAAGAAAAAACGUAAUUAGCACCCCCACUUUAAAAAAAAGUUUUAAUGAUGCAUGGGUAUAUUUCAUGAUCCCUUCAAAGAAGAAUGUACAUCAAGAGAUUAGUGACCAAAGCGUAAUGCAAGGAUAUCGUGGAUAUCCUCACCAUUCAGGUUCAGUAGGAGGACUGUGGGCACUCCCUAUAAAUUCCACUUUUAUCAUGACAUUUCAGAUAAAAAUAUAAUGAAAUAAUAAAUAAUAGUAGUAGUAAUAAUCAAACUGGAAUUUGUUGGGGUCGCCUACAAAGUUAGGCGUCCUCCUACUAAACUUGGAUUAACCUUUUUUGACUCAGCAUCUAAAAAUAGAUGUGUACACCUUUGACUAUCCUUUCAUCAUUGCCAUAGAUUAUUUGUAUUUUUUCAUUUUUAUGUCUAUUGUCAAACAUUUUUGCCUAACAGUUCCUUGCACAAAAAUAUGAUCAUGUCAUUCUUGCUGCUUAAUGCAAUAUUUUCCACUUAACUAAAAAAAAUGUAGGCCUAUACAUGUAUGUAUUGCCUUUUUGCUGUUUGCUACCUCCCCUUGCUGUUCUGAUAAGAAGCUAAGCAACUGAAAUUUACUUUAACUUCAUUCCUCAACACUUUUUUUAAUUUCAACUGCUUAAAUUGCCUCCUCAAACAAAAACCAUGAUGACGACAUCAUGACCGAUUCUUCGUCUUAUGUUGAAGUCACUUUACUUUGGUGUCACCUGGCGCAGGUGUUGCUUCAGGAUAUGCUUAAACAAAUGCUAAAGGAGAUUUUUUUCUGAUUGUGUUUAUCUGAUAUGGAAUCCAGUAUCUUUUGAUUCACAGAUCAGCUAUGAUUUGGUUGCUGCGAUGGCCAAUAAAAAUAAUAAUUGCGUGUUUCUUAAGGUGGCGGUAUACUUGGAAAGACGUUUAGAAGAAACAACAACAGAAUAACUGGUAAACGUGUCAGAAAGCGCCGUUGCCGGUGUAGUCGAUAAGAACUUCCUGUCUUUUUGGGUUGUGGAACAAACCGAAGACAGAGAGGCAGCUUUUUACCUCUAUCUCAUAUAGUUCAACGAUUCAAACUCCUAUACACAUUUCACUAAAGUGAUUCUCAAAGACAGAAAAAAAUUUUCAAUAUAGAACUCGGUUAUGGGACGUUUCCAUAGACUAUACAUUAUUUUACAGGACAGUUGAUGAAACUAUUAAUAUGCCACAAUAUAUAAAAAAAUAAAAAAAAAACUCUUUACAAGGGAGUUCAAACAUAAUUUAGACAAUUUACAGAAUGGGACAGGUCAAAGAAUCUUCUUCAGGCCUUUCAAGAUGUCUUUUCUCUCACAACAUGUCUACUUCUUACCAAGUAUACUGUGGCGCCAAGAAUUAGAUUUUCCAUUGCUGUUUUCACAUUAAACACCGUGUGUGUGUGUGUGUGUGUGUGUGUGUGUGUGUGUGUGUGUGUUCGUUUCCUGUCUUUGUGGGACACAGUUUCAAAGCUCCUGGGAAAUUUGGCUUUAAUAGGUGUUCAAAGUAUGAAAUGAGAUGAUGACUGAUCCAUGAUGUCCACCCUGGUGGCUCCAGUGGUGAAACAGAAAUGAGGAAAUUGGUGCUUGCUUUUCCAGUUUUCAUUACUUCAUUGUAUCUGUGCCUUUUUUUUUUUUUUUUCCCCAAUAUUCCAGCUUCCCUUGUGCCCAUUCCUCUGUAUGUAUGUAUGUUGUUUUUUAUGUAGUCACUGCUCUGAAGCUAUUAAUUUUACAUGCACAAUAUUAACAAACAUAAGCUAUCGGUCUGUAGUUUUAAGUUAAGGUCUGUCUGGAAAACGUCUUUGCAUUUUGGUCGUUGGUGAAUUUAUUUUAUUUUAUUUUAUUUAGGGUUUUUUUUUUUCAAGCACCCAGUACUGAAGUCUCAUGAGAGGCGAGAAAUAGCACCAUUUCAAAUUCUCAGCACAAUAUCUGUGGUUAUAAAAUAUGGUAUUUUAACAGACUGUGUCCAGCAUCAUAUUUCAGAUGUCUGUACUUUGGAUAAUUGGUUGUUUCCAGCGGUAAGCCACAUUUGUUCAGGCCUUGAGGAAACUAUGCGGUUUUGAAAACAAAUGGUCACAGUGAACUUUUUUGACUGUACUGUGUCAGACAUUACAUUGUCGAUUUAUUAAUAUUAUUAUUAUUAUUAUUAUUAUUUUUGUUUAUGUGAAAGGUAUGUUGCUUUUGGUGCUAUCGUGCUAUUAUAAACACUGAUUUUUACGUGUACCAUCAAAACCCAUCGAAUUAGGUUUUGACAUCGAAGGUUCAGCUCCCUCUUUAUUAUUUCUCGUUACAAUCCUACUGACAAUCAGGGACAGACAGCACCCAUUAUUCUGAAUCAAGCUCAUGUGUCCUCUUUGAACAUUCCUACUAGAAUGUAUAGAAAAUAUCCUGCUGUAAAUAUCCUGUAUAUUUUUCACAUUGUGCAUUUUUCUUUCUUUCUUUCUUUUUUUUUUAAUGGUCUGAGAAAUACUGGUAUUUGUCAGUAGCGUGACAAAGCUUGUUCAAGAGACACUUUUUGUCAGUGGAAUGCACAUUAAUGUAGUUCCCACAAUUUUGGUUAUUGUUAGUUUGGAAAAGGAAAAAAAAAAGAAGGAAUCCAUCAGGAAUUAUAUGCAGUCAGACAUAUUAUGAUGAUCAUGCUAUGUUGGUGAUGAAAGGCAUUUAAAGAGUCCUCCCUUCCUUUCUGAAAAUCAUUUACUCCAACCCCCCCCCUCCCUUUUUUUUUUUUUUGCUAUAAAAUUAUAUUUGUGUGGUUGAAAUACUCCACCAUAGGCUACCUAUUUCUUUGUGUAAGCACUUUUUUAAAAAAGCACAGUGCAGAGUAAUACUUCUGCUUUGGUAAUUAUACCCUUUAAGUUCUCAGUUGUAAUAAUUAAUCUCAAAUUGGCAAAUUUAAAAUGCAAAAUAGUGUUGGAAAAUCAACACAAGCAGUACUACAAUCCAUGUUUUUGUUUUUGUUUUAUAUCUUUAAGUAACAAUUAACCAUAACCUGGCCAUAAGUGUCCUUGUAUAAGCUGGAGAAAAAAAUCUUUGUUUUGUGUACAAAAA